Cuscuta campestris is the source of this 1508-nucleotide messenger RNA. Lineage: Eukaryota; Viridiplantae; Streptophyta; Magnoliopsida; Solanales; Convolvulaceae. The record is from the annotation of a GenBank genome assembly.
GGAGAAUAUUUUAAAAUCCCUACUCAAUCACGUAUUCAGUCCAUGAUCUCCACUAGCCACCUCAAUCUUCACAAAGUCACCCCAAACUUCCUAUCCUACACUAAAAAUCAAAAGAAAAAAAUAUACUAUAUCACCAUCCCCAUAAUCUCUUAUCAUCCACACACACAACACUCAUCUCUCCUCCCAUUCUCUCUCUGUCGGCUGAGCAUCAAGAAAGGGGAAAGAAAGUUUUAUCUCCAUUGUUGUGCCAAGGAAGGAGAGGCAAGCAAGAAACCACCCAAAAUUUCUAAAUCUUGACUCCAAAAAACGCAACAGCUACUUUGAGAUUCAAACGGAUUGCGAUUUCGACAUUUCGUGAAGAAACGAUGGAGAUAUGCCCAAAAUACGGCAGGCUGUCCGAUUAUGACAGAAAUGACAAACCAAAUUUCGAUGAUUGUUUCCACUCCCGCUCAUCCGCUCCUAAUCCCGAGGCCCCCAACGUUCUUGUUUUGGCAAGUGAAGUUCCAGUUCCUCCAGUGGUAUUUAGCCCUGCCAUUCCUUUGGCCCCAAAGGAAGUUAGCCAUAAGGGAAUUGACCGUUUUGAUGAUGGAUUUUGGGAGGGAAUGGACGGCAAUAAGGUGGAGUGGGAUGGAGGAGAGGACAUGUUUAAUGAGAAUAAGUCUUCCCAUUUGAUUGAGGGUUCUGCUAUACCAGGAGGAGAGAUGUUUGUAUACAUAGUCCAAGAGAGAAUCACAGUCUUCUUUUUUGAGAAUACCUCUACGAAUCAAGGUGAUAAGGGUACUGCCAUAUCCUUUUGGAAUUGGGAGGCCGAGAAAGAAUUCUUGCGAGGCAGUGAGAACAUCCUGUUGGAUUAUAUCUCAACAAACCCUGAAAAAAUUACCAUUAAAGCCAUCCGGGCCACUGGCGCUGUCAGGGUUCAGGUCCCAAACGGUUGCUUUUACCUCAGCCAAAUCUGGGAGCUUAGUGAGCAGAAGGAGAAUGGGUUUGUGAUCAGAGUUGGCUUUGGCAAGGUGAUGAAGCUCCACAUCUUGAAAGAAGGCAAGAAGGUCCAGUGGAGGAUGCAGGAGUUGAAAUCCUCCAUACUAUGUUGGUUUGGAGGGCAGGUUCCUUUUGACUCAUGUGGUGAGACGCUCUCAUAUGGCCCACCUCCUUGGCCGGAGCAAUGCCAGGGAGGUUCUCCGGCGUUUUUUUCUGGCAAGAUUGAAGGGAACGGCGACAACGUCGACGACCACCUCACCCUGCCUCCGUCGCCAAGCCGCCGUCGCCAAGCCGUAUUUGCUGCCCCGCCGUCGCCAAGCCGUCGUCCCUUCCUUAAGGAUACACAGCAUACAAAAGUUUCAGGUGCUGUUUUGGUGAAGAAAGUGCAUGUUAUUGCAGAUGGAGCGAAACAGAUCCCUCCACUUCUCUAAUACGCGGAGAAAAUUUAGAUGAUCGUCAGAAGCAAGAGCCACAUUGAUGCAAAUGGUCAGUGAAGAUUGGUUGAAAUCGGAUAAACAGGAAGAUGAUCU